UCCCCGUCAACUAUUACAGGAGCAUAGAGAUGCCAGCUAAGCGGUAGAGCGGCGUCACCCAGCCUCCAUAGAAAACCGUGGCCAAUAUGGCGGAUUUCAAAUUUCCGCCGGAAGUCGUGUCUGUCUCAUUUCUUCAUUUCUACCGCCUCCCGUGCUGCGCAGGUGAAGGUAUGCCUAGAGCGGCUCUCCCGAUACAGCUCCGCCCCCUUUCCUAGUUCUCCAAGCCAAUGGGGGGAGAGACAAAGGCGGCGCAACGAACCCUUCUCGCUCGCGCGCCGACCGCAAGCCGCCAGGCAAUUGGGUGGCCCGCCUUAGCCAAUAGGAGAGCGGAGGGGGUGGGGUUCCCCGCGGAGACGCGCUCAACGCCCGCGGUGCCGUCGCCGACUUGUAAACCGCCUCGCGGCUCGCUCCGGCGCGUGCGCACUUUCCCAUCCGCCCGCCGCUGCUCCCUAACGGCCGCUCUGCGUGUCCUCCGCCCCCUCCCCCCUCCGCUCCCAUUGGCAGUUGGGGGAUGUCGGGGGCCCGCGAGGUGGUGACGCUCCAGUUGGGCCACUACGCGGGGAGCGUCGGAGCCCACUGGUGGGGGCUUCAGGUAAUGUCAGAGGAGGAAGCUUGUGAUUGGGCAGGCUGUGCGCGCGCAGGCGGGGAAGGGGCGGGGCGAGCGCGUUUACGCAGCUUCUCCGAGGGCAGUUGCUGUGAGGGGGAAAAAUAUUUGUUUAUAUCACACGAUUUAUACACCGCUUGACCGUAAAAAAAGAAAAAGGUAAGCCACCUCCAAGCGAUAAAACGAUAAAAGUCAAGAAAAAACCACAACCGUACUGAUAAAACAUAACAAAAUUAAAAUACUAAAACAGGUUAAAAUCACCUCAGCUUUCUAAGCAUCUGCGUAAGCCUGUCUCAACAGGAUUUUUUUUUUUUGUCCUGUUCGAAGGCACCUGCUUGAUCUCAAUAGGCAGGGAGUUCCAAAGGGGAGCCGCCGCCAUCUUACAAAUGUGCGGUGGGUAUUGUGUGGCUCUGGCAGUGCUGGUUCCGCCGGCAGAAAGGUAGAGUGGGGCAAAGUGACCUCAUAUGUACAACAUGUCCCAAAUAGGAGGUUUGUGGUUAGGCUACAUCACAAGAUAGUUGCAUGAGCGAAAUAAAAGGAGGUUUGGGGGAAGCCUGCCUCACGUGGAUGGGACGCGGGUGGCGCUGUGGGUUAAACCACAGAGCCUAGGGCUUCCCGAUCAGAAGGUCGGUGGUUCAAAUCCCCAUGACGUGGAGCCGAAAGCACGUCAAAGUGCAAGUAGAUAAAUAGGUACCACUCCGGUGGAAAGGUAAACGCCGUUUCCGUGCGCUGCUCUGGUUCGCCAGAAGCGGCUUAGUCAUGCUGGCCACAUGACCCGGAAGCUGUACGCCGGCUCCCUCAGCCAAUAAAGCGAGAUGAGCGCCGCAACCCUAGAGUCGGUCACGACUGGACCUAAUUAAUGGUCAGGGGUCCGUACCUCACGUGGAGGUUGUGAGUAAAGUAGAAGAUUGGGGCUGGUUUCUCUCUCUGUUGAGCUUAUUGUGAGAAUAAAAUAGGAGGGGUUUGGAGGCUAGCAUACCUCAUUUUUUGCCUGUCCUGAGUCUCCCAACAUUGGAUGUCCCCAAGCAUUUUGGAGAGAGGGAGGAAAGCUUUUCUCUAACCACUUUCUCCGUGUCAUGCAGAAUUGUAUACAUGUCUCCUCUUACCUUUGCUCUAAAUUAAAAGCCCCAAAUAAUGAUGUCCAACAAUAUCUGGAGGGCCACAGGCUCCCCGCCUGAGACUUACACCUCUACUUUCACCAGUUUGAAGCAUCUCUUACAAAAUAAGUGGAAUAAAUAUACCAAAGGGGUCUCCAUAGAGUACUUGCUGGUUUAGAACUCUUUUCUCAUGUAUUUUUAAAAUUAUUUUGUUCCCCCUUCCCAGGAAGCUUCGUUCUGCUUGGAUCCUGCAACUGCACAAUCAGAUGAAGGGAUUUGCCAUGACGUCCUCUUCCGAGCAGGAAGAACUCUCCAGGGGCGAGAGACAUACACACCCCGCCUCAUCCUCAUGGACCUCAAAGGUGGGUGAUAGAGAGAAGUGUGUAGUAUGGUUUAUGGGAGAGUUUAGCCCAAACCCUCCUCUUCUUCAUGUCAUUUUCUGCAUCAUGGAAGCCACAUUUUGGAAGCAGGAAAACACAGACAGGCCACUUUCCUUCGAUGUGCGUGCAUUUGUUUUUAUUCAAAGCAUUUAGACCCUGCUCUUCUGGUGGCGCUGUGGGUUAAACCACAGAGCCUAGGACUUGCCGAUCAAAAGGUCGGCAGUUCGAAUCUCUGCAACGGGGUGAGCUCCCGUCAUUCGGUCCCAGCUCCUUCCAACCUAGCAGUUUGAAAGCACGUCAAAGUGCAAGUAGACAAAUAGGUACCGCUCCGGCGGGAAGGUAAACGGUGUUUCCGUCCACUCUGGUUCUCCAGAAGCGGCCUAGUCAUGCUAGCCACAUAACCCGGAAGCUGUAUGCCGGCUCCCUUGGCCAGUAAAGCAAGAUGAGCGCCACAACCCCAAAGUCGGUCACAACUGGACCUAAUGGUCAGGGGUCCCUUUACCUUUACCUUCUGGUGAAGUGGCGUACAAAUCAAUAAAAGAAGUCCUGCCCUCGGGGUUACAACAGAUAAAUGAUAUGACACACAAGGGGAAAAAAUGGAUGGGGAGGGAAGAAGAAAAAGGAAAUGAGCUCAAGCACAAAUUCUUAAGACAUUAUGUUACGUAGGCUGAGUGUUGUCCCUUAGAGCUCCCCUGGCAUAAAGUAAAAGGAAAUGCCUCAAUUCCUGUGGCCUCUCUUCUGAUCUGGGAUACUUGGCGUACAUGGUUAUUAUCUUGACAAGCAGCUUUCACAGUGACAGCGCUUUCUGUUUCUCUGCAGGGAGCCUGAGUUCUUUGAAGCAGGAGGGAUGCCUGUAUGCAGAUGCAAAAACAAAUACCCCUUUGACAUGGUGAGUUCCUCCCCACCCCUGGAAAAAACCAUGUAUAAACAACUACCCUGUGCACAGCAUAAUCAGAUCUAUAGGAUGGCUUACUAAUGUUUGUAGGGAAAACCUAAUAACACAGCUGCCAAUGCAUUAUUGAUGCACAGAGGUGAGCAUAGUCUAGUACAGUGGCACCUCGGGUUAAGUACUUAAUUCGUUCCGGAGGUCCGUUCUUAACCUGAAACUGUUCUUAACCUGAUGCACCACUUUAGCUAAUGGGGCCUCCUGCUGCCACUGUGCCACCAGAGCACGAUUUCUGUUCUCAUCCUGAAGCAAAGUUCUUAACCUGAGGUACUAUUUCUGGGUUAGUGGAGUCUGUAACCUGAAGCGUAUGUAACCUGAAGCGUAUGCAACCUGAGGUACCACUGUAUACAAAAUGGACUCCUGGUGUUUCUGAUUUCAACUUUUAAAAAAUGUUUCAAGUCCCUAUGGUUGUAGACAGGUUACUUCUACAAUUUUGGAGGCUAGGAGAUGUCAGGCUGGGCAUGGUAUUCUUUUCACAACAGUUCGCUAUGUUCCCCAACACUUCAUGAACACUGAGACAUUUUCUACAAUAUUGAUGGGAAAGAAAAACUAACAAACCCGGUUUCUGUGAGGGAAACAUUAUUCAACAAGUUAAAAUUAACAGAAAAUCUUGUUAUUCAUCGUGUAUAAAGAACUGAAACUUUACUAAGCACCAUAGACAGAUAAAAAGUCUCAUUCUCCCUGCCCACAUGCAUAAUGACUAGAUGCUGUGACAGAAAAGAAAAAAGUGGUGGGAAUGGAAGAAGAAAGCUAGCAAACUCAGACACCAAGUCUUGGAAGUUUUAAUCUGCUUAAUUACAGUUGCUAGAUUUGGGGCAGCAGUGGUGUUGCACUCUAGAUCCUGUGUGCUUUAAAGGCAGCAAGGGAGGGCAGUAUUCUGCACUACACAUAUUCCCCUUUAGUCUCCUGCAAUUUGUGCAGAACCAUGUGGUUAAAAGGCUCAAUUUUUCAGGAAGGGAAAUCUGACGACGCACCAAGAAGACCCAUCCCCUGCGAACCCUUUCCUGCCAGACCUCAACAGGCUGGAGGUAAGAUAUCCUCUACCCCUGGAGCUUCCCUGUUCCUUUUCUGCCCUUGAACCAGCGUUGUUAAGCCUGGAGCUUUUGCUUUGGUGGAAAUUCCUGUGUUGCUGGCAAUCCUUCUUGGAAUUAGUUGCUAACACCCGUCUUUCCACUGUCUGUUAAAUGCCAAGGGCAGCUGGAGAAAUUGCCCCUAGAUUAUAUGGUUUUAAAAGAGUUAGACCAAUUCACAGAGAAGUCUAAUGACAGCUGUUGGUUUGAGGGGUGCAUAGUAAGCUCCAGGUUUGUAAGCUGUCCACCAGCAUCUGGAGGGCUACAGGUUCGCUUCUCCUGAGUUACCAGCAGCUAUAUGGAUCUCUUGAUUCCUUUAUGGCUAAAUCACAGCCUCAGGUCAGAAUGUCUCUCUCUCUUUUCAGGAUAACAGACCACCCAAUGGCAGUUUUGCUCCAAGGACCCUUCCUGGUGGUAAAGAUGUGUGUGUGCUCUGCAUGCAUGGCUUCCUGCAGGGGUAGAAUGGGCAGAUAUGUUUUCAAAGGGUAUUUUAAGGAAGGCUUCUUAUCCGUUCACAAGGUAUUCCAAGUUUUGGCUUCAUUUGCUAACCAAAUCCAUUAUUUGUGGUUGCCCUGAGUGCCUCUGGCAAUUGCAGAAAACAUAGGUUAUGAAGGGGUGUUAAUCCCUUUUGCUGGGCUGCUGCAGUAAGUCAUGCCUAGACGGCUAUCACCGCCUACAAAAGCCUGAAUAGUAAGUGAAAUAAAUUGUGGUUCCUUUUCUCUAUGUUGGGGGUUGGAGAAAAGAGAGGUUUCUCCCCCAUGGGCAGAACUUCUUCUGGAAGUGCUGGUGUGCUCACCCGAUAACAGAGCAGCACUUGCCACUGGUGAGCAGGCUGAUAAAUUGAUAAAGCCAUUUUCACCCAGCCAGUGCCUGUGUACACUUGGUACAUAAGCAGUAGAUAAAUUAAUAGAUGGUGGUGAUAACCAUUCUGCUUCCAGACAGACCUCCGCUCCGUGAGAGGCAGGAUGAGACUUCACAGAUGCCUUGCUCAGAGAGCAGGACAUGCUUCUGGUCGGAUUUCCUCCGCACACACCUGCACCCUCGUAGCAUAGUAACCAUCUACCAGUACAAUCACGAUGGGUAAGGAAUCUUUCUCAGCAUUCUGGGCUACCUUUUCCCUGGGCGGGCCAGAAGAUGCUGGCUAGAAUAUUGUCUGCCCUGCUCCGGAAGGCGCCUUUGGAAUGAUGCUGCCACUUUUCUUCCAGGGAUUCCAGCCGGCUGGAGACUUUUGGACAAGGGGAGAAGCUGCUACAAGAGGGCACAUACCUUGAGGAGCUCGAAGACAGGCUCCACUUCUAUGUGGAAGAGUGUGACUACCUGCAGGUGAGCAUUUGCUAUAGUCUCUUGUUCUGCCCAGAAGGGUGGGUGGUGCCAUGGGGUGAGGUCCAGCUCGCUUGAGAAACAGCAGUAAAGCAGGCCCUGAUGUCUAGUCCCAGAGCAGGGGUGGAUAAUCUGUGGCCUUCUGUUGCUGGACUACAACUCCCAUCAUCCCUUGCUGGCUGGGGGCUGAUGGGAGUUGGAGUCCAGCAUUUGGAAUGCCAUGGUUUCCACAGCUGUGCCAUAGAGGCUGCACACUGGCCCGGUUUCCGGGGUUUUGCAGGUGGUUAUUGCAUUUUAGAUAUUGGGCAACUUCUUGGCAAAUAACAGUUUCCUCCUUCAGCCUGAAACUUGAGCCAGGCGGUGGGGAGCAGAUCCUCCUGAAGGAACUGCUCAUCCCCUUCUCUCUUUUUCCGCCCCCCCCACACCAGCCAGGGAGAGGCCUGCAGGCUGAAACAUCUGGUGCUUAGAUGAGAGGCUGUGCCAGAAACCUCUGGUGUAUCCUGCCAUUCAGCACUGAGUAGUGCUGGUCAGUUAGGAGCAGAGUUCCCUUUGUCUACUCUCUUUGUCUCGUGCUCCAGCUCACCAGCCUGCCUUCCACCCCUGGGAUGAGGCAAGCUCACUGGAAAAGCAAUAGAGCAGCCCAUUUCAAUAGCACUGCGUAAUUCUUAGGCAAGCUGUGCCUGUGUCUUGGCCAGGAUGUGGCACCACCCAGGUUUAACAUGCCGAAUGUCAGCAGCACCCAGGCUCAUGGGGCAUUUGUCCCUUCAGCAUGGGGAAGGCUGUGAAGCAGCUGAGAUGAUAUGUGGCACAGCCUGGGCUUGCAGCAGUGUGCAGGCACCAACUCUUGAGUUGUCAGGCCACCCCAAUUCCGGCUGCUGAUCACAACAUAUCUGCACACUUCCCUCCUUGCACAGGGAUUCCAGGUUCUCUGUGACCUGCACAACGGAUUUUCGGGGGUUGGGGCAAAGGUCACGGAGCUGCUUCAGGAUGAGUAUGCAGGGAAGGGAGUCCUGACAUGGGGGCUGACGCCAGUGCUUAACACAGCCGUAAGUAUGCCCCCCUCUGUGCCACCUCUUUGCUCUUCCCUCCCCUGCUGAAAAAUGUUAUUGGUUAGGAAUGAACGCAGUUCAGAGAUCUUCUCACUAAGAACGAGUGUUGUGUAGAGGAUGGAGGGCUGGGCUUAAGAUGGGAAGAUAAAUGUAGCUGGGCAUAUACUUACACCUGACUAAAUAUAAUCAGACCUGAUUGAAUAUAAUUGUUUAUAACAGAAUAUAAUAAAUAUGAUUAAAUACAUUCCAGGGAUCAUCCUAAGCAUUUAUUAGCUAGUUAAUAUUAUAUUCCUCUCACAAUAAAACUCUAUAAAAUCAUAUAAACUAUCCCACGUCCUGAUAUCCCUCAUUCCCGCUUAACAUAUUGGGAUACUGUACUAAAUUCCAUUUAUUCAGUCUCCAUGUUUCUCUCCUUAACUUUCCGUAAUGCUCUUAGCUUUAUUAUACUGAAUUGCUCCCAAAGUUUCCUGAUCAAAUCACUUUUAGCUUGGCUUACGGGCAUUUUUCCAUGGUCUAGCGUAGAAGAUUCUAGCCAUCAUUAUAAAGUACAAUACCCCAAGACCAAUAUAUAGAUUUGAUUUUCCUUUUCAUGUGAUUCAGUAAACACAUCAAUGCAUCUAGUGGGGAAACAGUUCAAAAAUAUUUAUUGAAGAACUUAGUUAAACAUCAGAAACAGGAUGAAAGGAAAUGAUAAUUAAGUAACUUAGUUUUGACAACAAGCAGAAUUCUUAAUUAGUUGGUGUCUAGAAAGAUCUUAGAUUAAUCUAUUAGCUCUUCUUCAAGAUUGUGUAGUCAGUUCAUUAAUAAGAUAUUUAGGUAAAAGUUAAUUAGUUACUCAAAGACCUACUUAUUAGAUAUUUGAAGGCAGGAGAGAGAGAUGCAUAAGUGGUAGCCUUAGGACUCUUAUUUCCUAGUUCACUAUGGGUUAUAGCCUACUAAUUUGUUCUCAGAGUAGACCUAUUGAAACUAAUGGCCCUAACUUAGUAAUGCCCAUUAAUUUCAAUGGGUUUAUUCUGAAUGACAUUGGAUGCAACCCCAUUUGAUGAAUGCUGAAACAAAUCCUUUAGAAGCACUAAGUGUAAGAGUUAGCACAUAGUUAGUCUGGAAAUACCUGCACUUGGAUCCAGAGCAAACUUUCAUUAGAAUGGGCUCUCUUUGUCUGACUUCCCAGUCCCCAAUUGCAAACUGUUUCUCCCUUCCAUAUCCUGCACCUCCCGAACUGUUUUGUUGGACUGCCUGUCCCAUGUUCUGUAAUUUGUCCUGUUGAAAAGAAAUAAUCUCAAUGUCAGUACCCCCCCCCAAAAAAAGAAACUGCAUGAAGACAUACUCACUGCUCCCACUUGUUCCAAGUAUGCACUGAGAGUUUUUGUGCAACACUACCCUUCUGGUGUGACUGCUUUUCUACCACCUUGCAGAUUCCACAAAGGAAUUUUUACAGGCUCAUGAACACAGUCUUGGCGAUGGUCCGUCUUUCCAGCCACAGUUCGCUCUUCUGCCCCUUGUCACUAUACGGAAGCCUGGGGCUCAGACCAGCGCCCCCCAUCACACUCCCAUACGUGCAUUAUGAGGUCAGUAUUCCUGCAGGUGGAUACCUGGGUAUGCCUGCGCACACACACGGAGGAUGGAGGAAUAAGAACUCCUUUGAGCUGUGUGUGAAGUUUGUGCAUCCUGUAUCACCUUCCCUCAUUUCCCCUGGUCCUGCUUCUAAGAAUCCUCAUAGCUUCUUUUCCUUAGUAUCAAACUGGAAUUUCAGCCACCAGAAUAGUCUUCCUGCAAUGCAGAGUUCACUAGACCCAAAUAGCAUGUUUGGAGCAGAAAUCUGAACUUUGGGGAGGAGAUAUUCCUUGAUAUGACUGUGCCUUGAUUUUAUAACCCUCUGCAGGCAGCACUGGACUAUCACACGAGUGCCAUCCUCGCCACAGCCCUGGACACGGUCACUGUUCCCUACCGGCUCCAGACGUCAGCCAUCUCCAUGUCACAUCUUGCUGAGGCCCUGAAUUUCUCUGGGCGGAAGGUACUACGUGAUUCUCUUUGAACUCCUGCCAUUUCCCUAGCCACCCCUUCAAUCGCUCAAAAGCAUGAUUGGAAGUUGCAGGAUUUCUAAUGUAAAAUGAGAACAGCUUCCAUCAGGACCAGGAAUGUGCACUCAGUUACUAAGUGCCUUAAACGUUCUAGCACUAGUUUGUCUGGAUUAGCUUUUAUAGCUUAUACCAAUUUGGACUAUUGGACUUUCUGGCUCACUUGGUGUUGUCAACCCUGACUGGCAGCAGCUCUCCAGGGUUUCAGGCAGGGAGUCUUUCUCCAGCCCUACCUGGAGAUGCCAGGGAUGAAACCUGGCACCUUCUGCAUGCAAAGUCUUUUAAAAUAGGAGUUUAAAUGCAUCAAUAGUAGCAUAUUUGGAAAGAGAAUCCUCCCUGUGGGCCAUCAGAUACCGGCAGGGAUGAAAUUUCACCCCCAUCAGAACAUCCUUUUGGGGAAAUCUGCCAGAUCACUGUUUUGCUUCAUAAUUAGGCCCCAAUUUUGACCAAUCAGUGCACUGAAGGCAAUGAAACCAGUUUAUUUCUUUUUUUGCUCUGUGUGCAAAAAAGCUUAAUGGCUUUUAAAACUCACAAUUUUCUCCAAGUUGGGUUUUUCUUUCCCUUCCAAGCAUCAUCUGGCCCACUUGCUGGAGUCCCACUCUUGUGGCGCACCUUGGUUGCUUCCGGCAUUUUUACUUGUUCUGGUACACAGCACUUUGGGGUAACCUGUCAGGGCUUUGGAGAAGUCAGUCCCUUCUAGUCCUACUGGUGAUCAAUGUAUGCUUCCUCCUCCAGGUAGCAGCUGCAGUAGCAGCUGUACCAUUUCCUGUGGCACAGGAGCAGUCCCUUCCCGAUGCUCUGUGCAACCAGCAGCCUGCCAUGCCCUGGAGCCCACUGUCUUCAUGUGGCGAGCAAAGAGAGAGCCACUGCUUCGCUCAGUCUGUUGUGCUGAGAGGAAUCAGCAAGGAGCACCAAGUCAGGUAAGAGGUUUUUGGGGGGGUUCUUCCGUCAGUGGUGGCAGGGGAGUGGCCUAGAGUGGGUUACUCCUCUCACUUUUUCUGAAGGCGGAGCUAUGCAGAUGACUUUAAUACAAACACACAUACACAUCCUUGCGGCCUUGACCCAUUCCCCAUUUUGCGUCUCUUGUAGCAAUUCCCCUCCAGGCACUGAGCCGAAGUCUGUCCUCCACAUGUGUGAGACUGGACAGGAGGUGCUGGCCCGCUACUUGUACACCGUCUCCCCCAGAACCUUGAGGUUAGUAAAACUAACAGGAAAGGUGGAGGGUAUAGGAAAGGUGGUGACCAGGCUUCUGUUCCUAAUGCUUGUUUUGUGCUUGCGGAACAGCACAUCACACUUACUUCGAGGCCCUUGCAAGCUGCUGGCUCCCUACCCCCAGUUCUUCUCUCCUCUCCUCAACAAGCAUGGAUUCCUCUUGGAGAAACCUUCAAGCGCUUCAGCAGGUAAGAAGCCUGGGCUCUGGAUAAUGCAGUAGAAGGUGGUCACUCAGCUGAGAAUGUGAAGUCUCAGGUUUGUGUUUGGCCCAUUAUAACUUUUGUGGUGAGGGGUAAGGAAAAGUGGGAAUGUGGAGUUCUGCGAGGUAACGUGUUAGAAACCCACUAGAAACUACCUUGGCACUUUUACUGUGGCUGCACUCCUGACCCCCACUUACUGCAGAAGUCAGCUCCACUGUACUCAGAAAGACUUGCUUCUACAUAAAUUGGGUUAGGGCUGCACUGUGGAAGCUCCUGGAUGAUGGGUAGGAGCCUAAGUAUUUGUCCUCUCCUCCCAGUUCAGUAGAAGAGUUUUAGAGACAGCAGCUCCCACUUCAAUUCCCAGCAGUUCCAGUUUAAAAAGGGACCAUGGCCCAUCACUGCCAGUUGGCAUAGCUCGGGAGCCUGUGGCCUUCCUGUUGCUGAACUGCAGCUCCCCUCAUCCUUGACCACUUACCCUACUGCCUGGGGCUGAUGGGGGUUAGAGCCCGACAAGUUAUUCAACCCUUCUUUAUACCCUUGUGCAUUUAAUGUGUGAUUGAUCCCUGAUUGGUUGGGGCGUGUGCAUAGGACAUGAGUGUGGCCCUCCAUGUGUUGGACGACAGCUCCCCCACACCCCUUGGGGUUAGUCUGGAGGGCAUGAGGCUGGGAAGGGCUUGCAUAGAUCAUAUGUGCAGAAAGUUUGGCAAGAAGCUAAUUCAGCGACUAGCCAAGUACUUCCCCUUUAAUGUUUUCCGUCACUUUCCCUCCACUGUGUUGCAGAAACAUUGAUUCUCAAUAGGCCAGCGUUGUCCCAGUGAAGCAAGGCUUGCUGGUAUUAUCUCUCCCUCCGUUUUGCACUAGCACAAGGCAAGAGUUGGGGGGGGGGCACCAGCCUCAGUUGGAAGAUGGGUUAUGCUGCACCAUUAACAAGGCUACGGGGGCAGUAGACACAAAGGUGCUCUGGCACUGCUGCAGUCAGAAUGGGUUUUCUCAAAUCCUUUCAUUCUCUCCUACACAGCUGUUGAAAGUAUCCCUGUCUUCGGAGCCCUCCAGUCCUUGGCUAUCCUGCGUAAAACCCUUGGCAGUUUCUACGAAGAGCUGCGCCAAGUUGACGUCCGGCGAUGGGCAAGCUUUUUCUCGGUAGGAGUUGAAAUGGAUGACUUUGAGGAAGCUCUGGAGCAGCUGAGGACACUGUCUCACUGUUACAAAGAGAGUGGGGGCUCAGCAGCAGAUUCGGAGGAUGAGACGGACUGAGUGUGUGCGUAUUUUCUGCAGUGCCUUUGAACAGGAAAACAUCUACUAGCCCUUGCACACAUUUAUAAAAACAAUAAAUCCCCUAAUACAGUCUCCUCCAUUAUGCAUCAUGUCUUGUGCUACUAAGGCUGUUAAGCUAAAGGUAUUUUCUAAAAAGUCAUCUGCCUGACCUUCAGGCCUGCAGUAACCUGACAGAUUCUGUGCACAGAGGUAAGAAGGUGCUCUUCAUCUUCUACAACAGGAAUACUUUUUAUUCCUUAAAAUACAACUGCCACAAUAAAUAGUCACUCAGAAGCAGCACAAAGAGAGAAUGUACAUAUUUUUCCUACUAUUUAAAAUAUUUACACCAGCCAUUAUCCAAGAACGAGUGCAGCCUACAUCUUUCGAGGUGACUUCAAGUUUGAUGCGGGAGGUGGGGGUCAGAUGGCGUUCUCUGGAGCCAAAUGCAAACAAGAUUGCCCAGCCAUCUCCAUUCCCCUUCAGUAGUACUGGCUCACGCUUUCAAAAGCCUUGCUCCUCCUGCUCUUCCUCAGAGAGGACUGGGUCUUUGUCAGAAAGCUGGUCAGUGUUGCUGGUGCUCAUUCCAUCUUCUUCGUCCUCUGAGCUGACAUCACAAGCCGUGUGAAAUAAAGUCAUCAGUUCCCUGAACCGAUGGGCGACCUGAGAGCAGAACAGGGUUGUAAUGGAGGGAGAGAAGGAGAGACAAGCAAAUUGCCUCUGAAGCUAAUCUACUCUGACAACUGAUACUAUUUCAAUUUUUUUAGAUGAAGGUAGGAAAGAUAAGCAAUGGCACACCUACCUUCUACUCUGAAUCCACCACCGAACAAGAAAUCUGUAUUUCCUGGCUCGUAGAAUAAACACUGUACAGUAUUC
Podarcis lilfordi (Lilford's wall lizard) is the source of this 12083-nucleotide messenger RNA. Lineage: Eukaryota; Metazoa; Chordata; Lepidosauria; Squamata; Lacertidae. The record is from the annotation of a GenBank genome assembly.